CGGGGACAUUCCUUCAUCCCCGGGACGGGAAAGGCCGCGAAGGGACGGGCCGGAACAGGGCUCAUGUCAAAGCUGUGAAGUGCCAGUGUUUACUUGGACGAAGCUCAAUUUACAGCCCCAAAAUAAAGAAUGCACAGCAGUGUUUACCUGCUGCAAUCAGCUGGAGAAAAGUUGACUUAGCUUCAGUUCUCUACUCUAAAGCAUUAAUCAGGAAAACUUAUGUUACAUAGCACUGCUGAGACCAGCUCAAUUUCAAGCCAAGGGAUGAACUCACACACAGGUGCAUUGUGACAUCAGUAAGAAUCCAAAUACUCAGAAAAUAUACAACAGCUUUGUGUAGCUGAAGGAAAAUGAUGGAAGAGAGUGGAAUAGAGACAACUCCACCUGGCACGCCCCCACCAAGCUCAGCAGGGGCUGCUGCUGCUGCAGCACCUGUCUCAUUAGCUUUGCCCAGUCCCCUUUCUACACCAAGCAUGUCCUCUCCUCCUGCAUAUUCACCAUCCUUGCCAGCUGGAUUGUCUACAAUUCCUCCUCCUCCUCCUCCUCCUCCUCCUCCUCCUCCUCCUCCUCCUUCUCCUCCUCCUCUGAUGACUUCGGCUUCUCUCCCACCUGUGCCUUUUGCAACGAUUUCUUCUCUUGCACCAUCUCAAAGUCCUGCCCUACCUAUUGCUUCCCCUUUAGCCUUUAGUACCCCCAUGUCCCAGUUCUCUGCUCCUCCUGCAUUCAAGGUUACUGCUAGCCCUGGUCUUCCUGCACCUCCCACUGGUCCCCCCAUUUCAGGUUUUUCCAUGUCCUCAGCCUAUGAUAUCACGAGGGGCCAUGCUGGUCGAGCACCGCAGAGCCCACUGAUGCCUUCAUUUUCUGCAGCUCCAGUCACAGGAGGUGUUUUGGCUGAUCCCAUCACUCAACAAGCAACUUUCUCAUCAUCUUUGUCUCCUGGGGUUGGCUCUGCAAUCACUUUUCCUGAGGAGCAUGAAGACCUCGGAGUAUCUACUGCCCAUGGUGGAGCACCUGCUGGAGGGCUGUGGGGGUUUAUAAAGAGUGUAGCUGAGAAUCCCAUGGUGAAGUCUGUUCUUGAUAAAACCAAACAUUCAGUGGAGACCAUGAUCACAACACUGGAUCCUGGCAUGGUUCCCUAUAUCAGAACUGGGGGAGAACUGGACAUAGUGGUCACUUCUAAUAAAGAGGUAAAAGUGGCAGCAAUUCGAGAUGCCUUUCAAGAAGUCUUUGGAAUGGCUGUUGUUACUGGAGAGGCUGCACAGUCUAACAUUGCACCCCAACCUGUGGGCUAUGCUGCAGGUUUAAGGGGAGCACAGGAAAGGAUAGACAGCUUGCGUCGGGCAGGAGUCAUCCAUGAGAAACAGCCUGUUGUAUCCGUGGAAAACUUCAUUGAGGAAUUGCUUCCUGACAAGUGGUUUGACAUUGGAUGUCUGAUUAUUGAGGAUCCAGUUUAUGGUAUUCACCUAGAGGCAUUUACCCAGGCAACACCAGUACCUUCUCAAUAUGUUCAGCAGGCCAGGAGUCUCACACCUGAGGACUACAAUCUGAGAUGGUCAGGCCUGCUGGUGACCUUGGGUGAGGUGCUGGAGAAGAGUGUUCCGAACGUGAACAGGACGGACUGGCAUGUGGUGUUCACGGGCAUGUCCCGCCGGCAGAUGAUCUACAGCGCGGCCAAGGCCCUGGCAGGGAUGUACAAACAGCAGCUGCCACCCACGACCAUGUGAGAGUGGCUGGUCUGUCACAGCAAGAAGUACUGGUCUUGGUUCUGGAGUUGAUAUGAAGGCUACCCACUCUUAAUUUGCAGUGGAUGCAACACAGAUUUGUAAUCUUAACUCUAAACUGCUUCUACUUUUUAAGAAGCGAAGGUGAUUUCUGGUGGUGGAAGUGAGCAAUUACAUUUUUUGGCUAUUUUAUGAUUUCCAGUAUGAUUCACAAAGCAGGAAAUUGAGACAAAUGCAUAUAUUUAUAACUGCUACAAGUAGCAUUACAAUUUUUCAAGUGUAACAUGCUAUGAUUUGACACCUUACUAGGCAUUUGCUGAGUUACUUUAGUUAGUAUACUUUUGAAAGGGGAUAUUUGUUUAGCUGUUUCUAUUAUAUUAGUAAUAUAAACAUGUUGACAGCAUAACAUGUAUGCUAUAUAUAUGCAUUUCAAUCCAGAGAGACUACCUUACAUGUUAUACUGGGGCACGUAUUUAGGGGAUACUUAAGACCUCAUGAGUUUGGUGUCUGUAUAUAGUUCUCAGGAGUGAUGCCAAGUAGUUUCUACAGCACAUAACAGUGAGGUGCUGAAGAGCACAAAUCCAUGCCCUGUUAGCUGAAGUCUUUGCUAAAUAGUUCUGAAUUCUCAUUUUCCAUGCUGCAUCUUUUUUUCUUUGUUAUGUAGCAGUAAUGAAAUUCGUGGCCAGUUGAAACACCACAGACAAAUUUCGAGUUGCUUCAGUGGGUUUUAUAUCAGGUACCGCAUAUGCCACAUGAAAUCAUCUCAGCAGUCUGAAUAACAUCGUUUACUCCAAUGCUUCCAAACUUCACAUUUUAUAUGGAAUUACGUAAUUUAUCUAGUUACAGCUGUCAGCAAUUUGAUUAUGGAAAAUGGUGAUGUGUGUAUCGCUUGCUUUGCUAGCCUGGGUUUCUUAAACACUUUGAAAUCUUAAAUGCUUUCUUGAUGUCAUGAACUCACUGUCUCUCAUAUAAAUUUUUGGUGUGUCUGAUGUUUUUCAUGGCUGUAAAGGCCCUCCAUCAAUGCUCAUGCAAUCUUAAAAUCUGUAUUUAGAAAUAUGGAAGUAAUUGUGAAGAAAAUAUUUUGGUAACACUUUCUUAAGAAACAAAGAAUAAACAAAUACUUUUUGUUUGCCUUAAGCAGUUUUUCAGCUUAUAUUGCUCUGCCUUUACCUUUAUUAGAUGCUUGCAAAGAGCAUUUUUAUAUACAAUAUACUUUUAAGCCAGCUCAUGAUUGUACCCGGUGGAAAUCUAUCUAUUUCCAAGUAUUUGACCUUAAUUGGUUUACUCUAUAAAGUAGUUGAGUAGAUGUUUUCAGCUUUUUACCAUCUGCUGGGUUGUGUUGCGGGCAAUAAUACAAGAGGAAGUUCAACAGGUAAGACAUUGACAUCCUGUUUUAAAUUUAUGUUGAAAUCAGCUUAGAAAAGCAGAGACACAUUUGGACAUGUGACUUUUAUUACAUGUACAGCCAAUUCCCAACUGCUUCAUCACUGCAGAUGCAGCUGCAGAAGCCAUUUCUGCUACUUUAUGAGGGGGUAGGUUCGUUCAAAUAUUAGCGUCAUGAACAAAAGAUCAAGAAAGCUACUACAUAUACUACUAUUAUACUACAUAUACUAUUCUUUUUAGGUGUGUCUCACAUAGAUGCAGCCAAGUUUUUUGAGUUUGCAUUACUUUAAAAGAGAUCUACCUGGUCCUUAAACUAAGGUUCUUCAAAAUGUUGGAGAUGGUUCAUUAACUGCACUUGUUGCUGGUUUUUGUACACUUAAGACAAUGGUUCUUUAAGUCCCCUGUGCAUUGCACAAUGGCAGGGUUUUAAUUGUUAUUGUGAGAAAGGAGCAGAGCAGUGAUAAAUUCAGGCUGAACUUUAGAAGGUAUGUAUAGGCUGAUGAGAGAUGGGUGAGCCUUCAGAAAUAUCAGCACAAGGGUUUUGUAUAUAGGAAGAAUACUGGAAUUUUUUUUCUGAGGCUGAAAAAUAAUUUCAGGACUAUAUAUAUACAGGUAUGUGUAGAACAGCACACUGACACACCCUCUCUGCAAGAUUUGAUAUAUGAAUUUUAGGCAUGGGGUCACAAGUAGGGAUUUUGAAGGAGACUGUGACUGGGUGAUUGUUAGAGAAGAGCUGAAAAUUUAAGUGUGCAGAAACUGCUUUGUUCAAAUGAAACUUUUUCUCCUGGACUUCAUUUGCACAUUCUAAUCAGCUUUUUGGUUUAGAAAGUGUACUGUUAUCCCAGUUCUUAGUCUGUGCCCUUAGAGAUUGACUUUGCAAGCAGCUGUAGUGGCUUAAGGUGUUACAGCCCUGUCAGUGGAGGUUUCUGCCCCUGCAGAUUUUCUUGUAGAAUUAGCUCUGAAUGCUAAUUAUGAGUUGAAGUUACCUGUGACUGCUCUCCCACGCUUGUUUUAACAGUAGCAAACCUGAGUUGAAAAGUUUCUGCUCUGGGCCUGGCCUUAGAUUUUCAUCACAACACUACUCAGAACAUUGUGGCUCUGUCAGAAAAAUCCUGGUUGUGAAGUUCCCCACACAAUUUUGUUGAAACUAGUCUGAUAACUUCCACCCAGCUGCCCCCUCAAGGUUUUCCAUGCACAUCUGUUGAAGAAGGGAUGGGGCAUGUGGGGUCUGAUGAAGCAACAAAUACAGUUUAGUGGAACAUAUUGGUCCAAAACCAGAACAGUCUCAGUGUACUCUGUACAUGAGCAGAGUAUUAUCCUUUAAUGGAAAGCUUUUAAAAUUAUCUUCCAAUUCCAGUCUUCUUCUUUAGACAUCUCAGUUUGGUCAAGAUAGUGAGGAAUGGCAGAAGAGGGCAAAAAUAAGAAUGAAGUAUGAACGGAUGUGAAGGCGAUCAGGAGAGUACCAGAGAAAUAGGAGUGUCUAGUGAGCAGGUACAGGAGCUUAACUGUAUUUAAUGCAGUGUCCUGGAUGCAGGAAGUGGUAGAGGGUAGUUGAGAAAUCAGGUGGGAAUAUGGAGUAACUUGGGUCUGUCUGCUGCUGUUUAUUUUGGCCAGCUUUAGAAGACCACCAACAUAUACAUGCAUAUCUUGCAGCAGAGAGGUUUAGCCCAAUUGUGAUUCAGAUUCUUCAGGAUAUUUGUAAAAGCAGCUUUUCUUUUCCCAUAAUAGUAUAAUGUGAGGUAAACCUUGCAGAUGGAGGUAAGACAUUAUCCCUGAACAGUGUUGACUCUGAAACAGAACUCUGUGUGUCUAGUUUACAAUUACAUUUAAUAUUUUGACCAAGCAAAUUUAAAAAAAGGAAAAAACAUUACUCUUCAUUUCCUACUCUUAACAGACACAGGAUUAAGUAGUAAAUGAGAACAUUCUGUAUCCCAUCAAAAGUUGUUAAUAGACUUGAAAAUCAGAAUCAAAUAGCUUCAAACUUGGUUAUUUUUCCAAUGUGUAUUUUAACUUCAACAAUUAAGUCUGUCUGUAACUUAUCAAAAACUCAAAUUUUGACAUCCUGAAUCCCUGAACUGUUUGGCUUUGACUUCAUGGUUCUGUUCCAUCCAUAGUUACACAAUUCAGGAAAAGCUAGUUGCAUAAAAGCAAUAGUGUAUAGAAUUACAGUUUCUAAAAGGAAAAAAAUGCCAAUUGGUUUGAUUUAUCAUCUCAUUGUGCAGAAUUCUGUCAAAGCUUUAGAUACUCCAGCCAGCUGAUUUUGUAAAGCAGCCAGACUAUGACCUGGCAAUUAAAUUGUGAAUACACAGUUUUGCAGAGGAAUAACAGAUCCAAAACCACUCAGCAGCUUCUUCUGAGCUAACACAGGGAUUUGUCAUGUACUGGAAUCAAAGGAGAUGCAGCUCUAAGGUUACAAGCAAAAUUAAAAUAUUUGGUAUUAAGCAAGUGAUUUCCAACUAUCUUUGCAUUCUACAAGUGUGAGUGAAUAUGGCACUGGCCUUCUCUGUAAGUUAGAGAAGUACCUCAUAGUAGAGGGGAAAGCAGAUGGGUUGGUUUUGCAAGAUUUGGUGGCUAUUUUAAUGCAAAGUUGCAUGGAAUUCUGUGUAAAGCCUGUGGUUUUUUAAUAUUAAUCACAAAAACACACUUCUUGUUAAAGGAUACUCCAUGACAGGAGUGAAUGUAAUUUUUCUUUUUUUUUUUUAAAUUAUAGUGUUGGAAAUUGUUGAUCACAACUUUCAAGCGUCUUUUAUUCUACUUGCUCAGAUCAGCAUGUAUUUGAAAAUGCUCAGACUAAAAAAUAGCUAAUGUAGUAGCUUCGUUGUGAAUAAUGCAGUGAACCACUCAGUCAAAUUCCUCCCUCAGUUUAGUCUUGAAUUCAUCAAAAGUUCCCUGAGUUUUAAAAGCUUUCACUUGACUUAGUUUGAGUAUCUGUAUGUUCAUGCUUGUGCAGUUCAGUUGAUUCUGCUCAGAAUUUUAUAGGACAAUUUCCCAGUGGAAGAAAACACAGUUCUCCUCUAACAGGAUACUAUAGGGAACUUCUUUCUUCUCAGCUCAGAAACAGAAAAAAAAGUAUAGCUGUUGCCUUGCUUGUAUGCUAAAAUUGAAUCUGUUAUGUCUUCUGGGGAGAAAAUUAGUAGAUAAGAGAUAAUAGACUUAAUUAAACUUACUUGAAUUGCUGUAUUUUAGCAACUUGGGAUAGGUUGUGAAACAAACAGUAUUUAACCACAGUGAGAAGCAUCCUAAUUUAUUUUUUCCUCAAGUAUCAAACGGAGAGCUGCUCUAUCUGCUUUGAGAAUAAAGCGCACAUAAAUGCAUAUUACUGAGGGAUCGUUUUCAUGAUCUAAUUCUUACAGUUGCAGGAGCAGCUGUUCCAAGUAAGUGGUGAAUAUUCUGCAACUUCUUGGAAAAGUGCAGGAAGUUGCAUUUUGUGUAAGGAAUAGUAUUUUGAUCAGUAGUGGGAUUCUGAAAUAGCUGUGGCAUCAAACAAAAACCAGCAGAUUUUUAAAGAAUUCCCAAACAGACUAGUUAUCCUAAAAUCAGUGCUGGUCUUGGGACGUUGCUCUGGGAUAAGUGACUACAGUUAUGCACAUGCAAUGCAGAUUCUAGGGGUUUUGUUAAAAUGUACUAAAACUAAAAAUCAACAAACUUGUGUCUGCAAGGGAAAGAACAGGAGAAUUUUUCUUUUUAACAUAAUGGGAAUUACUGUAAUCAGUAAUCACACUGUUACAUAAUUCUUUUUGUCUGUAGUUCUCACAAUAUUUGCAAAAAAGCACAUCCCAAUACUUAGAAGGUCGUAAGCAUUAUAAUGAAAACAUUUUAAGUUCUCUCUGUCCUGUGUAGAUGCAGACUUUUGUAUCUUUAGAGCUUAUUUUCCUGGACAUUGCAAGUCAGUAAUACCAGACACACAAAACCCUAAAUUGAUAAAUAUAAUAAAUUAAAAUUAUUACUAGG
Molecule: messenger RNA, 7055 nt
Organism: Chiroxiphia lanceolata (lance-tailed manakin)
Lineage: Eukaryota; Metazoa; Chordata; Aves; Passeriformes; Pipridae
Gene: PRRC1
Product: proline rich coiled-coil 1
Exons: 10
Coding region: 351-1724 (457 amino acids)
Biological process (GO): activation of protein kinase A activity
Cellular component (GO): cytoplasm
Molecular function (GO): protein kinase A regulatory subunit binding
Source: RefSeq, a predicted model, not a curated record